Messenger RNA from Alosa sapidissima (American shad), 865 nucleotides. RefSeq lists its product as uncharacterized. The coding region runs from base 59 to 703 and encodes 214 amino acids. NCBI's taxonomy places the organism in Eukaryota, Metazoa, Chordata, Actinopteri, Clupeiformes, Clupeidae. The transcript is spliced from 5 exons. The record is from RefSeq and is a predicted model, not a curated record.
CAACAUUAUUCUACUCUAUGAGGGUAAGAGUUAUCCGUUGAGAUAACCGGAUUUCUAAAUGAAACUGCAAGAAAUGGCCCACUUGCAACAAGAACCAACCGCCAACCCUAGGCUAUCCUCUCGGAGACCAGCGGUGCGUCCCAUGCAUGAAAGCACCCUCACACUAACAGACUCGACAGACACGAAUUAUACCACAGUCAUGGCUGAGAGCUACAGUGGGCGAGACUCCAGAGGACAGCCGCUGAUAUUUUUCCUCAGAGAUCCACCGUUUCCCUCCCAGCAUGACAGCAAGUUGGACCUCAGCAAUGCAUUAACUACUUACACAGCAACACAUAGCAGGAACGUCCACUCUCCUAAGGACAUCAUUCCGUAUCCCUCCACUAUACAGCACAACGUUCUGCACAGCAGUAGGAAUAGGAAUUGGACCCGCAGCCAUGAAGGCUUGGCUAUGAAAGAGGUCACCAACCCCACUGGGUCGACCCUGUUCAGGAGCAGUUACCGUGACAGCCAUCAGAACCCCAGUUUGAGCAUCGGCCAUGGAGUCUCCCCAAUGGGUCAUCCCAUUUCCUGGCACAGUCAUGACAUUCUCACAGGAGAGGACAAGAGACCUGCAGGCCCAGGAAAACCUAAGACUGCCAGAGACGAUUCCCUGCAGGCACAGCGGCACUGGGAGACAGACAGCAGCACCCUCAGACUGUACUGAUAACUCAGGUCCACUGAAGGGUGAACGGCAACAGCCAACUGGAGUGCCAACAAAGGCCUGACGUAUAGGGAAUCAGCAGUGUACGGGAUCCUGAAGUUCACCGAUUGGUUCAUACCAAAGUAGAGACAUCAGACUCUUAACAAUAAAGAUACAACACCAGCA